Molecule: messenger RNA, 4602 nt
Organism: Ruditapes philippinarum (Manila clam)
Lineage: Eukaryota; Metazoa; Mollusca; Bivalvia; Venerida; Veneridae
Product: multiple C2 and transmembrane domain-containing protein 1-like
Exons: 19
Coding region: 703-3423 (906 amino acids)
Biological process (GO): regulation of neurotransmitter secretion
Cellular component (GO): synaptic vesicle membrane
Molecular function (GO): calcium ion binding
Source: RefSeq, a predicted model, not a curated record
GCAAGUCAUUAUAGACUGGUGGUAAAUGCAAGUCAUUUAUCAUAGAGUUAAUUUUUUCAGGUUAUUCUUUUAACACUUGUAACAUUUCCUUAUAAAUUAUUCAAGACAGCAGCUAAAAUGGUUAGUAAACUCAGUGAGGUAGUGUAUCAAAGUUUACCAUAUUUUCAACACAAAUGAGUCUCAAUUUCUGACAAACAAGUCUCUAUCUAACAAAUGUCUUAAAAGCAGGUAUCAAAUAUUUAUAAAUUCUCAGAAUCAAAUUGAUGUUAAAGCUAGAUAGAAUGAGUAACAGAUGUCAAUAAAGUUAGGGGGCAUGGGUAAACUAGUUAGUCAUCUAAGGGGGAAAAAACACGACACAGUUAUAUAAGCUGCUCUGCAAGUAAGGGGAAUUUUUAAUGGGCAAAUUUUGUUUGUUUUUAAAAGGGUAUAGUAUGGUAUUGCAUUUUGUAUAUAUUGACUUGUCUGUAGGGUAAUGUCUAUACAUUAAGUAUCGCAGGGAAAUAAGAUAAUUAUUGGUAUGUUCCAGCAAACAUAAUGGAAAUUAUCAGAAUUUUCUCUAUAUAAGUACAAGGAUGUGAGCGAGCCUUUAAGGCAGUUGUAGAAAAAUAGCUGAUUGGAAAGGAUUAUCUCUUAAUGAAGUGAUUGUCCGCUGAGUAAUGAAAUACACUGUGCUUGGUGAAUGGUAUAUGCAAUUCUAUUACAAUGGAUGGAGAACCAAAGGCCACUAAAAAACCACUGUCAUCAGCCUCGGCAAUUAUGAAUAGACAUCAUAAAAAGAGGAAGAAGUGGUAUAAAACAUUUCUGCAUGGAGAUGGAAAAAAAUCUGACAGAGAGACAAUUGAAAGAGAAGAAUUAAACAAAGGCGUCAGCAGGUCGCUGGAAAAUGUAGGUCAAAUGAACAUGUCGUUGCUUGGAUUUCAAGGUCGUGCAUCUUCAGCAUCGUACCUGGCAAAAGAUGAUGACUCAGUGUCUAUUUCAAGUAGCGAGAGUGAUACUGCAGAGAUAUUAGGUUAUCCUUUACAACGGAGACAAUUGCAAAGAGCCGAGAGAUACUCGUCCUCUGACAACGAAAUGACUUCAGAAAGUGAUUUUACUGACAGUUGUAUCAAUGAAAGUGAUAGUUAUCAAAAGCAAACACUUGGCAAGACUGAAAGCCUAAAUGAAAAGACAAAUACACCAGAAUCUGGAUUUUCAAACAUACUGAGUUAUCUGCCCCUGGGUUUAGCUCCGGCAGCUGCCAGGGGCUCUUCUGAUUCCCUUCUCUCUCAGUCAGAGGAAAAGAAAACUUUGGUUCAUUUGAUUGAAAUAGCUGCUGAUUCUGACCAGGAAUCCUCAACAAGUGCAAUAUCUAACCGCCAUGUCCUUAUGCAACACCCCUUUCACUCCCUGGAGGUGUGGUUACAAGAGGGGAGGGAUCUUGUGAUCAGAGAUAGUUGUGGUACCAGUGAUCCAUAUGUGAAAUUCAAACUUGGCAGCAAACAAUUAUAUAAAAGUCGAACUGUUCUUAAAAACUUGAAUCCAAAAUGGGAUGAACGGUUUGUGUUAUCAAUAGAAGAUGUUUUCCGUCCAAUUCUACUCAGUGUUUACGAUUAUGACCGUGGAAGGUUUGACGAUUCCAUGGGUUCAGCGGAACUAAAUCUGGAAAACUUGAAACCAAAUGAACCAACAGAUUUAGAGUUAAAGUUGUCAGACAAGGGUAAAUCCGACUACAUGGGUGUGAUCAAAUUACAAGUUACCCUUGUACCAAAAUCUCAGGAAGAUAGGGAUCAGUACUUCAAACGUACAGUGAAGCUGACAGACAAGGAAUCGGCUGCCCGUAAACUCAAGAUGCAGAUGUGGACUGGGGUCGUGACUAUAGUUCUUGUUGAAGGUCGCGACCUCAUACCAAUGGAUGACAACGGGCUUUCAGAUCCUUAUGUGAAGUUUAAACUAGGCAAUGAAAAAUAUAGAAGUAAACAUAAAUAUAAAACACUGAACCCACGCUGGCUAGAGCAGUUUGACCUUCGACUGUAUCAAGGUCAGACAAGUCACCUUGAGAUUGUCAUGUAUGACCAUGAUGUAGGCAGAGAUGAUUUUAUGGGCAGAGCUGUGAUAGACUUAUCGAAACUUGAAAGGGAGAGAACUCAUGUGAUAGAACAACAAUUGGAGGACGGUGCCGGCAUUCUUAAAUUGCUCAUCACAAUCAGUGGCACGUCGGGUCACGAGACCAUCUCAGAUCUCUCAGCAUAUGCAUUCAAUCCCAUGGAAAGGGAAGAAAUUGUCCGAAAAUUUGGUUUCUUCAAGUCUUUUCAGAGUAUGAAAGACAUUGGCUGGUUACAGGUCAAAGUUUUCAAAGCUCAAGAUUUAUUAGCAGCUGAUCUUGGUGGAAAAAGUGAUCCUUUCUGUGUACUGGAACUUGUAAAUACUCGACUUCAAACUCAUACAGAAUAUAAAACUCUCAACCCAGAGUGGAAUAAACUUUUCACAUUUAAUGUAAAAGAUAUUCAUUCUGUGUUAGAACUGACAGUCUAUGAUGAAGAUAGGGACAAAAAGGUGGAGUUUCUGGGAAGGUGUGCAAUACCAUUACUCAGGAUAAAACCAGGAGAGAAAAGAUGGUAUGCUUUAAAAGACAAAAAACUCAUUCAUCGAACAAAAGGAGCCAUUUUAAUAGAGAUAGACUUUGUUUAUAAUCAUUUUAAAGCUGCUGUGAGGACAGUUAAUCCAAAAGAGGAGAAAUAUAUGCAACCGGAGCCAAAAUUUAAAAUCUCAAUAAUGAAGAAGAAUAUAGACAGAGUUUCACAGAUUAUAUCAACUUUUAUUGAUGGAGGCAAGUUUGUUCAAAGUUGUUUCAAUUGGGACUCCCCUAUUCGCAGUCUAACUGCUUUCCUUGUGUUUCUUGUGUUAGUUUGGAACUUCGAGCCUUACAUGCUUCCAUUAACAUUACUCAUUUUGUUGCUCAAAAAUGUACUUCUCUCAUCCAUUGUCUCACCAUACAGUAAAGAUCCCGAGGAAACUGAGUAUGAAGAUGAUGAUGAUGAUUUUGAUGAAGAGGAAGACAGAGAGAAGGAGGAAAAGAAAAGUUUCAAGGAGAAAUUACAAGCAGCCCAGGAAAUUUGUCUCCAAGUUCAGGAAGGUCUAGAUAUUGUGGCGUCUCUUGGAGAAAGGGUGAAAAACACAUUUACUUGGUCGGUACCCUGGCUGACAACUUUAGCUGUGAUAGUGUUAGGUCUUGGUGUGAUUAUUUUAUACCACAUUCCAGUAAGAUGGCUCAUUCUGGCGUGGGGCAUCAAUAAAUUUACAAAGAAAUUACGAGCACCAAAUGCAAUUCCAAACAAUGAAGUCCUUGAUUUCCUAUCUCGGGUUCCAUCAGAUAAAGAAUUGGUGCAAUAUAGAGAAUUGAGACCAGACAUAAACACAGUGCCAUCCCGAAAGAAAACCAGAUAGUUGACAUCAUAUAUUAAACCUUCUUCUCCGCUGAAAUCCAUUCCAUUUUUAUCUCAACAUAUUUUAACUUAUUAUGUAAAUAAAUAUAUAUAUAUGUAUAUUAGAAUAUCAUUUCAUUACAGUUUAGAAAUGUGCCAGAGUAAUGGAAGCCUAAGAAUGAAAAUGGAGACAAGUUUUAACUCAUGAGAUGUUAUCAUGCUAACGAUUGGUUAAGAUUUUAUUUUGGAUUCAAAAUUGACCAAUAGAAAUGUAUAUUACAUUUAAGGCUGGUAUGAAAGUAAGAGUAAAAAGGACAAUUCCUGAAAUAACAAAUAUAAGGGAUUAUUUCUAUAGUUAGCUGGGAGUUUAUAUGUUGUAGAGAUUGUUUUGUUUACAUUUCAGAAUGAGAUUCAUCUUCAGUGUUGUUGCCUUUACAAAAGUUUCAAAAUAUAUAAAAAUUAUGCAGGUCAAACAUAAUGUUCUUUUAUUUAUUAUUUAUAUAUCAAAGUAAUCUGAUUACUCUAUAAAUUAUAAUGUUCAUUUUGCAUGUUUGUUGGAUUUUUUAUAUAGUUGUUUUUGAUAUUAUAUGUGUUGCAAAAUUUGGAAACAUGAUCUUUUAUGCAAAAAGUUUAGCAUACUUUUCAAAAUUAUAUAUUUCAUUGAUUGAAUUGAGAGAAUUAAAGUAAGUAAUUGAUAACCAAACACUAGCCAAUACAUUUACAGAAUUUUUUCUCUUUUUAGCUCACCUGUCACAAAGUGACAGGGUGAGCUUUUGUGAUCGCUUUUCGUCCGGCGUCCGUCCGUCCGUCGUCCGUCCGUAAACUUUUGCUUUAAAUGACAUCUCCUCAUAAACCACUGAGCCAAUUUCAUCCAAACUUCACAGGAAUGUUCCUUUGGUGGUCACCUUUAAAAAUUGUUCAAAGAAUUUAAUUCCAUGCAGAACUCUGGUUGCCAUGGCAACCGAAAGAAAAAUCUUUAAAUAUCUUCUUUUAAACAACCCUAAGAGCUAGAGCUUAGAUAUUUGGCAUGAAACAUCUUCUAAUGAGUGUCUACCAAGUUUGUUCAAAUAAAAGCCCUGGGGUCAAAAUUGGCCCCGCCCCGGGGGGUCAUUGAUUUUCCCUAUAUGCAUAUAGUAAAAACUUAAAAAAUCUUCUUUUAAAGAACCGUAAGAGCUAGAGCUUAGAUAUUUUGGCAUAAAAC